Fusarium subglutinans is the source of this 1041-nucleotide messenger RNA. RefSeq lists its product as uncharacterized. The transcript is spliced from 5 exons. Bases 1 to 1041 code for a protein of 346 amino acids. Lineage: Eukaryota; Fungi; Ascomycota; Sordariomycetes; Hypocreales; Nectriaceae. The record is from RefSeq and is a predicted model, not a curated record.
AUGAAACAUCUCAUUGCCGUAGGGGCUUGUUACCUGGAUACGAUCCUCACGAACGUCACCUCUACUGCGUGCACACAUGACUCCAAGCUACGUGCCACCAGUCUCAAUAUCCGACGUGGAGGCAACUGUCCCAACUCUCUUCAGGUCUUAGAACAAUUACUCUCCGAGCACGACACCCUCCAGCUACAUCUAGUAUCACCCCUUCCCGCUGCAGCCUCGUCCGCAACACAGCGUGUUAUAUCGUCGUUCGGUGCGCAGUCGAGCAUUGACUUCAGCCACUGCAUUUAUCGCGAGGAGCGUACGGAGGCGGCAAGCAGUUACAUCAUGCGUAGCGAGGCAUCAGGUAGUCGCACGCUUGUCAACUACAAUGACUUAUUAGAAAUGACCCAAGACGAGUUUGGCAACAUUGCGCGAGGCUUCAACCCGGACCAGGAGACAUGGUGGCACUUUGAGGGCCGAAUCCCGGAUACCAUACAGAGCUGCAUCCGUCUCCUGCGUAACGUACUACCAAAAGCGACAAUCAGUGUCGAAAUUGAGAAGCCUGGUAGAGAGGGCCUCCCUGAGCUGGCGGCAGAAGCGGAUGUUGUCUUCUAUUCGCGAAGUUGGGCUGAGAGUCGAGGACACAAGACUCCGGAACAAUGCUUGAGAGCUGAAGGGCAUCAAAAGGCGUACGUUUCAUGGAAGGGAUAUCAGGCUUCUGCUUUGGCCCCAUUGGCCCUUGCUGACAAGAAGCUGCAUAGGUCACUUGCACUGUGUACGUGGGGUGAAGAUGGAGCAGCUGGGCUGUCUCGGUCGACAGGCAAGAGUAUUCGCUGCCCUGCCCUGGAUGAACCAGGGCGAGACAUUUCCGUGAUAGAUGCCGUGGGAGCGGGGGACACUUUCAUAGCCGGAAUGCUGUACGGACUGAUCUGUCACCCUGACGACUGGAGCAUGGGGAAGAAGCUGGGUUUCGCUGUUCGACUGGCUACGCUCAAAGUGCAGCGGGAGGGGUUCGACGGACUCGGAAGGGACAUGCUGGGAACGGAGAUUGGAGGCGUCUGA